GUGGCUGGUUAUAGCCUUGUUUCAUGUUAGGCGCUAGAUGUCACCUGCAGAAGAAGAGAAGAGCUUACCUCUUCCAGAGAGAUGGCCCCGAGCCAGCAAAUUCGCUCUGUCAGCCUGUGCAGCGGCUGUGGCAGAACUAGUGACAUUUCCUCUGGAUCUCACAAAAACCCGAUUGCAGGUCCAAGGCGAAGCUGCCGUUCAUCGUGAUGGAGCUGCCGCUGGUCGGGCGGUCCCUUACCGCGGGAUGCUGCGCACGGCAGCUGGCGUCGUGCAAGAGGAGGGAUUCCGAAAGCUCUGGCAAGGAGCCACACCAGCCGUCUACCGCCACAUAGUGUACUCUGGCGUUCGGAUGGUUGUGUAUGAACAUCUCCGUGACUCCGUGCUUGGCAGGGCUGAGGAUGAAAGCUUUCCUUUGUGGAAAGCUGUAGUUGGAGGCAUGUCUGCAGGUGCCAUCGGACAGUUUUUCGCCAGCCCAACUGACCUGGUGAAGGUGCAGAUGCAGAUGGAAGGAAAAAGGAAGCUGGAAGGAAAGCCGCUACGGUUUCGAGGAGUACACCAUGCAUUUAUGAAGAUCCUGUCUGAAGGAGGAAUAAGGGGGCUUUGGGCUGGAUGGGUGCCAAAUGUCCAGAGAGCUGCUCUGGUGAACAUGGGAGAUCUGACCACUUAUGACUCAGUCAAACACUUUUUGCUUCUGAACACGCCGCUUGUGGACAACAGCGUGACUCACAGUAUUGCCAGUGGCUGCUCCGGCCUGGUAGCUGCUGUUCUGGGAACUCCUGCUGACGUGGUCAAAACCCGGAUAAUGAACCAGCCAAGAGAUAAGCAGGGAAGAGGUUUGCUGUACAGGUCUUCCAUGGACUGCUUGAUUCAAAGUGUACAGGGUGAAGGGUUUAUGUCCCUUUACAAAGGCUUUAUACCAACCUGGAUGCGGAUGGCUCCUUGGUCCCUAGUAUUCUGGCUCACGUAUGAACAAAUCAGAAGGAUCUGCGGAGUUAGUUCUUUUUAAAAUCGUGAAACCACUUCAAUAUUCCCAAAGCAAAGAAGAAUCGGAAAGCUGAACCCUCAUUCCACAAGGCAUCACCACCCCAUAGGGAUCUAAAUCAUUUAGGAGACUGGCAGCAGAACUGCACAUAUGGGUUGCUGUCCCAAAUCAAGUCCUUACUGGUUAGCAGUAGCCAUGACUUAAGGAUACUCUUUGCUUGGCAGACUGCUAUAUGAAUUCAAGUUAACCACAAGAUAAAAUGGUCACAAUAAUACUGCAACAGGCAGCCAGCACCAGCUUUAUGGAACAAUAAACAAAGGUAAAAAAAAUGUACUAAGCAAGUAGAACAUAAUACUGUUUGCUUGUUUGAUAAUGGAGUUGGUUCCUACUGUUAAGGGCACAAGCAGGCUGAACAACACAGCACUGAACAUCGAUGUUUACAAAUAUCUCAAGGGUGGGUGUCAAGAGGAUGGACCAGACUCCUUUCAGUGGUGUCCAAUGACAGGAUGAGGGGCAACGGGCACAGACUGAAGCACAGGAGGUUCCAUCUGAAUAUGAAGAAAAUCUUCUUUAUUUUGAGAGUGCCAGAGCCCUGUUACAGGCUGCCCAGAGAGGUUGUGGAGUCUCCUUCUCUGGAGACAUUCAAACCCACCUGGACACAUUCCUGUGUGCUCUUCUCUAGUGAACCUGCUUUAGCAGGUGGGUUGGACUGGAUGAUGUCCAGAGGUCCCUUCCAACCCCAACCAGUCUGUGAUCUUCUGUGGUUAAGCAGUCUAUAAAGUUAUUUGAGAAUUUUUGUUAUUAUUACAUUUGCACACACAUAAAGAACUACGUCUCAUUAGCCUGAUGCCUCAGCAAACCAAACCUCUAGCCCUAGGAACUGAAAAGAUUAAAGCAGUUUACCUAAUUUCAAAUUUGCUUUGCACAAAAGGUGGAAGGGGUUGUUUCUGUUAUUUCCUAGAGACUGCCUGACCUCUUCACUCAACCAUCUGAAUAAUACCCAUGAGUGAAAUGCAGUCCUGUGCCCAGGAAAUCAAAAGUCUAUUUCACCCUGUCCCUCUUGAAAGACUCAUAAGACACAUACUAUCCACAGGACCAGGCUGAACUACUUGUCCUUUGAGAGUCCCACUACUGAUGUGUCAGACCGAGUCAUGAAGGUACCGCUUUCCCACAGAAACACGCACUGCCCAUUUUAAAUGUAGGUGGAACUAUAAUGUUCUCUUAAAUCCACAAAAUGUCUGAAUAUAAGUGAUUUUUACUUUUAAACCUAAAGCUCUCCAAAUUUCAUAGAGAAGGACACUACUGCUGUUUGUCACCAGGCUUAUCUUUGGAAUCAGGAAGAAAAAAUGCAGUGUAUAACCAAUCAUAAUGUAGACAGAACAAAGCUGGUUUUGAUUCAUCAAUAUCUAGUAAUGAAACGACUGUACAAGACACAGGUCUCUGAACAAAUACUAGUAUUUCUUCUAGAAUAGUCUUUGCAACUAGUACCUUCAAUAUGCCAACCCUUUGGGCACCUUCUUGGCUUACACUUGUAUUUUUUUAUUGUAUUGUAGAUCUGCUGUGCCCACAUGCAUCUGGGUGUGUGACUUCAUGUUGGAAACAAUCUGACUGUUAAUAGGGUAUCAGAAGUUUUUGUUCAAAAAUACUGUAAUUUUUCUAGUUGUUAGUCUGAGAAACUUUUUGCACACAAUCACCAGCAAUUAUAAACGAGCAGUCAAAGCAGCUUCUUCAGUUACAUCCUGAGCGGUCCUACCUGCAAUCCUGUUAUUCAGAUAACCCUGAUGGCAGAUAUACACAAGUACCUGAUCUAUUGAGUUAUAAAAAAGUAAUUUUAAAAGACUUGUAGUGAAAUACUGUUUUGCCUAUAUUAAUAGCUAAAAAAGCUCCUUUUUUUGAGCAUGAAACACUAAAGAGAUUUGUAACA
This is a messenger RNA of Columba livia (rock pigeon), 2906 nucleotides long. It is a transcript of the gene SLC25A27, whose product is annotated as solute carrier family 25 member 27. Gene Ontology annotation, molecular function: transmembrane transporter activity. Bases 38 to 1006 code for a protein of 322 amino acids. NCBI's taxonomy places the organism in Eukaryota, Metazoa, Chordata, Aves, Columbiformes, Columbidae. The transcript has 9 exons. The record is from RefSeq and is a predicted model, not a curated record. Gene Ontology annotation, biological process: transmembrane transport; response to cold.